Molecule: messenger RNA, 2467 nt
Organism: Annulohypoxylon maeteangense
Lineage: Eukaryota; Fungi; Ascomycota; Sordariomycetes; Xylariales; Hypoxylaceae
Exons: 5
Coding region: 93-2285 (730 amino acids)
Biological process (GO): DNA-templated transcription; regulation of DNA-templated transcription
Cellular component (GO): nucleus
Molecular function (GO): transcription cis-regulatory region binding; DNA-binding transcription factor activity, RNA polymerase II-specific; zinc ion binding
Source: RefSeq, a predicted model, not a curated record
AUAAUGUUCACCGUAAUUUUUACGGCCUAGAUUAUUAAACUCCGCCGGCGAUUGGAAUCAGUAAUUUUUUUGAAAAUAUUGAUGUUUUGCUGAUGACAUUGAUGGACAAGCCAAAGAACGCCGCUACGAUUGCUAAAUGGGGUGCCGCAUGCUCUCCGUGUGCUCUGGCAAAAGCAAAAUGUAUUCGAUCAAGCAAUGUACCAAGCGCCAGAUGUGAUAGGUGCGAACGAUUAGAGAAAGAUUGCGUCAGUCAAGUACAUAAACCAAGGAAGAAACGACAAAGUAGGCCUUCUAAGACGGCUCAGCUCGAGGAGAGACUUAAUAAUCUCGUUGAUUUCAUCAAAGCUAAUAACACCGAUGUCCCUACCCCAUUGCGGCAAGUUUCCGGUGCCAGGCAACUUUCUCCCUACUUGGGGGAGGCUGAAGGGUCGACGCAAUUACAAAGACCCGAGACAGACCCAGUCCAUGGAAAGGCCCCGACUCCAGCUUUAGGGAUAAAUAAUGAACCAGUGACAGCUGCGUUGCCGAUACCAAACUCCUAUAAUGAGCGUGCUCCUCGGAUAUGUGUCUGUCGCGCUCCAGCGGGAGAGGUUCCUAUUCCUCUAGAGCCUGACGAAACCAAUCUGUCAAUUUAUAUCGACAAACUCAUGCCAAACUACCCAUUCGUGCCAAUCCCUUCAGGAACAACGGCAUCCGAGUUGGCAUCAAGGCGUCCUUUCCUAUUUUCCACAAUUCAGAUGGUCUCAUCUUAUCGCAACAUCAAGUCCAUGAGAGUCCAAAACUACUUCAUACUAAAACACAUAUCCGAACAUAUGUUAAUGCGUUCUGAACGAUCUUUUGAGAUCCUACAAUCCAUCCUUCUCGUCUUAGGGUACUACCAUUAUCACUGCAUGAUACACGCGCAGAUGAAUAAUUUGAUAGGACUAGCGAACAGCCUAGCCGCAGAUCUGGGUAUUAAUAGGAAUCCCGAUUUGCAAGAAAGGGCAAGAUUAUUACAGACAAAUCCUGAAGCCCCACCAGCCAGAACCAACGACGAAAGGAGGAUGCUUUGUGGGGUCUGGUAUAUGACCUCAAUUAUCGCGCUUGCAUUUCAGCGGAUCGAUCCGCCUAGAUACACCCCGUACAUCGACCAGUGUCUAGGAGAGCUCGAGGCCGACCAGGAGUAUGAGUCUGACUUGCUUCUCGUCCAACUAGUCCGUAUCCAGAAUCUCUCCGAGCGCAUCGCGCAACUGCACGCGAAAGAUCACACUACGGACGAACUAAACACCAUCACUCGCGCGCCUGCGACCGCUUAUUCGAACAUGUUUCACGCGGAGCUGGAGAAAUUCACAGCGUCAUUACCCCCCAACCUAGCAGCAAAUCAUCUCAUAACAUGCCACAUCAACACUGCGAAAUUACGCCUAUGGGAACCGCCUAGAAUCGACGCCGCACUCCUGGAAAAAAUAUCGAACUCGCUAGCGUCCCUAUCCUUGGACUCGGCCUCUUCGCUCGAUAUAUUCUACCGGGCCAAUACGACGCUCAAGUCGUGGUUCGAAUUCUGGUUAUCCAUAGAUGUGACAGACUACUUUGUUUUGCCUAUGCCCGUAUCAGCUCAACUCAUCAACGCCGUGACGAUGCUAGCCCGAUGGUCCAAGCUCUCGAGUCCCGACUGCAGCAAGCUCGCCCCGAAUGCAGCAGCGUCGGCUCAGAUGGUUCGGAACGAUCCGGGCUGUAGCGGAGCAGCAUUGGUCCCGGUCCCCGCGCUCAGGACUAAGGAUAUCGACCCCGCGAUACCCUCCGCCGUGCAUGUCAUCAGGACACAUCUUCUUUCACAGCCCGAACUCCACAUUGACGUUCCGGGUAUCCUACAAGCUAUGGCCUCGCGGUUCGAGCAAGCACAAGCAGCGAGCCAGAAGCAAGGUGGCCUACCAUGGGAGAAUGACACAUGGGAGAUGGCGGCAAAGAAAAUCAAGGGCACGCGCUUGAAGCUAGAGCGGUGGGCCGAGUUGGUAGCAGCCGCGGAUAGCGAGAGGCGGAAACCCGGGUCAUCCACAGGGGCCGGCGUCAAUGGGGGACAGGACCUGAACGCCGGCCAAGGCAUGGAUGGAAAUUGGAAUAUGGAAUCUACUGUGGACGUUGAUGGGCAACCACCCUACGAGGAAUGGAGUCCGAGAAUGUCGUGGGCGAACGAUUUCUUUGAGGGAUUAGGUAUGGAUCAAAACUUCUUUUUUGAAGGGCCAGUGGAUUACGGCGCUUCUAUCAUGACUAACUUCCAGGUUUCUGGCGGUUCAGGAGGAUACGGCUGAUUCUUGUUGCAGAAUGGUAGAGCGUUGCCCAGAUUUACAUAUAUUAUUACAGAAUACCUUGUAUAUUAACCUUGCAACUUAGCGAACAUUGGAUAACUAUGUCUUUAUCUAUCCUUACCUAGUAGGUAUAUAAACAAUUUACCUAUCCUUAUAUAAUUCUAUGUUUUAUCGUCAAAUAUGGC